AUGGAAUAUCUGAACAAUCCUAUCAACUACCUUGAUCCAAUGGACAUUUAUCGAACAUUAAACCCAGUGACUGCAGAAUACAUAAUCUUCUCAAAGGCACAUGGUAUGCUUACCAAGAUAACUUAUAUUCUGAGCCAUGAAACAAGUCUCAAAGGACUUUUCAGAUAUCCAAAGUUAGAGAUUGUUCUCUUCAUCGUCAGCCUUGUAAUGUAUCUGGUAACCCUCUUGGGCAAUAACACUCUUAUUUUAAUCACUAUCAGAGAUUCACGCCUUCAUACUCCCGUGUACUUGUUCCUUGGAAAUAUCUCUUUUAUGGAUAUUUGUUACACGUCUGCUUCUAUUCCCACUUUGCUGGUGAACUUGCUAUCAUCUCAGAAAAUGAUUGUCUUUUCUGGGUGUGCUUUACAGAUGUAUCUGUCCCUUGCCAUGGGUUCAACGGAGUGUGUGCUCCUAGCUGUGAUGGCAUAUGACCGUUAUGUGGCCAUUUGCAAUCCUCUGAGAUACUCUAUCAUCAUGCAGGCAGGUCUGUGUGCACAGAUGGCCUCUGUCUCCUGGGACACAGGCUGCCUUACUGCUCUGCUGGAAACCAGUUUUGCCCUGCAGGUACCCCUCUGUGGGAAUCUCAUUGAUCACUUCACGUGUGAAAUUUUGGCUGUUCUAAAAUUAGCUUGUACAAGUUCACUGCUUAUGGACAUGAUCAUGUUGGUGAUCAGCAUGCUCCUCUUGCCCAUUCCAGUGCUCUUAAUUUUUAUCUCUUACGUCUUCAUCCUUUCCCCUAUGCUGAGAAUCAGUUCAGCAGAGGGAAGAAACAAAGCUUUUUCUACCUGUGGUGCCCACUUGACUGUGGUGAUUUUGUAUCAUGGGGCUGCCCUCUCCAUGUACCUAAAACCUUCUUCAUCAAACUCACGAGAAAUAGACAAAAUCAUCUCAUUGCUUUAUGGAGUGCUAACCCCUAUGCUGAACCCCAUAAUUUACAGUUUAAGAAACAGGGAAGUCAGAGAUGCUGUGAAAAAACUACUGGGCAAAAUACGUUUAUAUCAAACACAUGAAAAUCUCUGA
Molecule: messenger RNA, 1059 nt
Organism: Trichechus manatus latirostris (Florida manatee)
Lineage: Eukaryota; Metazoa; Chordata; Mammalia; Sirenia; Trichechidae
Product: olfactory receptor 2K2
Biological process (GO): G protein-coupled receptor signaling pathway; detection of chemical stimulus involved in sensory perception of smell
Cellular component (GO): plasma membrane
Molecular function (GO): G protein-coupled receptor activity; olfactory receptor activity
Source: RefSeq, a predicted model, not a curated record